Molecule: messenger RNA, 1838 nt
Organism: Erinaceus europaeus (western European hedgehog)
Lineage: Eukaryota; Metazoa; Chordata; Mammalia; Eulipotyphla; Erinaceidae
Gene: B3GNT8
Product: UDP-GlcNAc:betaGal beta-1,3-N-acetylglucosaminyltransferase 8
Exons: 2
Coding region: 175-1371 (398 amino acids)
Cellular component (GO): membrane
Molecular function (GO): protein N-acetylglucosaminyltransferase activity
Source: RefSeq, a predicted model, not a curated record
AGCCUCCAGCUCCCCCUCCCAUCUGGACGGGCUGGGCUGCAGAAGAAGGACACCACAGCUCGGACUGGGGCAGGAGGGAAGGAGCCCCGGGAGGGCCCGAGCUGAGGCCCAGGGUGCUGGAGCUUGCAGGAGCUGGACUCAGAGCUCCGCGGCACCCCUCCCCUGGGCUGGGUCAUGCGCUGCCCCAAGUGCCUUCUCUGCCUGUCAGCGUUGCUCACGCUCCUGGGCCUCAAAGUCUACAUUGAGUGGGCAUCCGAGUCCAAGCUGAACAAGGCCUACCCAGGACCCAGAGGCACCCCACCAGGCCCCACCAGAGCCAGCCCUGAGCCCACCCUCCCCAUCAACCUGUCUGCUCGCCUGGGCCAGACCAGCCCCCUGCCCUCGGCCUCCUGGAACCAGCAGCAGUGGCGGCUGGGGGCACUGCCCACCGGGUUGGAGAGCACUGAGGCUGGGGGCUGCCGGUCUUGGGGAGCCAGUGCUGCCGCUGAGAUCCCUGACUUUGCUUCCUACCCCGGAAACCUCCGCCGCUUCCUGCUGUCAGCGGCCUGCCGGAGCUUCCCACAGUGGCUGCCCCCAGGGGGAGGGGGCCGUGUGUCCAGCUGCUCUGAGACCCAUGUUCCCUACCUGCUGCUGGCCAUCAAGUCGGAGCCUGGACACUUUGCACAGCGGCAGGCUGUGAGGGAGACGUGGGGUGGCCCCACUCCGGGAAUCCGGCUGCUCUUCCUGCUGGGGUCUCCCGAGGGGGUGGGGGGCCCUGACCUGGGCUCCCUGGUGGCCUGGGAGAGCCGCCGCCACAGUGACCUGCUGCUCUGGGACUUCAUUGAUGUCCCCUUCAACCGGACACUCAAGGACCUGAUGCUGAUGGCCUGGCUGGGCCGCCACUGCCCAGGUGUGAGCUUCAUCCUGCAGGCUUCGGACGAUGCCUUCGUACACACAGCUGCCCUGCUGGGCCACCUGCGGGCCCUGCCACCCAGCCGGGCCCGGGGCCUGUACCUGGGUGAGGUCUUCACCCAGGCCAAGCCCCUGCGCAAGCCUGGGGGACCCUUCUACGUGCCGACGUCCUUCUUCGAGGGUGGCUACCCAGCCUACGCCAGCGGGGGCGGCUAUGUCAUCUCCGGGAGCCUGGCACCCUGGCUGCUGCAGGCAGCGGCCCGUGUGGUGCCCUUCCCCUUUGACGACGUCUACACUGGCCUGUGCUUCCAGGCCCUGGGCCUGCUGCCCAGAACCCACCGGGGCUUCCUCACCACCUGGCCUGCAGACCGCAGCCCCGAUCCCUGCGCUCUGCGGGACCUGCUGUUAGUGCGGCCCCUCGGCCCCCAGGACAGCAUUCGGCUCUGGAAACGCCUGCUGGACCCAGAGCUCCGUUGCUGAGCACCCCCUGCACACAGGACAGGUGGAGGGGUGGUGAGAAGAAAAGGCUUCUAACCUAGAGCUUGACUGGGGCCCAGGGCCCUGGCCGUGGCUCAGCCUCUCCUAGACCUCUGUGCAAGAGAAGAUGGCCAGCCCAGAGUACUGGCCAUAUGAACCACUCCUGGGCCUGCCUGGUGAGAGACCUAGUUAGGCAGGAGGAGACUUUUUGUUUACUCUAUGAUUUGGAGGGGAAAAAAUCACCAUUCCCCACUGCCUGAGCAGCCUGGCUUUAUCCUUGUGCCUGUGGGCCCAGAGGUGGCUUAUGGGGCAGAGCUCAACUACACCCUGACCCUCCACGCUAGAUACUCUCUGACCCUGACUGGGGAUGAUCUGCUCUACUGGGAACUAGGCUGCCCCCCCCCCCCCAGCCUCCUUUCUACAAGGGAAGGUGAGGGGGAGCCAGAGGCCAUGUCCCCUAUCCAUUCUGU